Dryobates pubescens (Downy woodpecker) is the source of this 2338-nucleotide messenger RNA. RefSeq names its product GPN-loop GTPase 1 (gene GPN1). Gene Ontology annotation, molecular function: GTPase activity; ATP hydrolysis activity. The record is from RefSeq and is a predicted model, not a curated record. NCBI's taxonomy places the organism in Eukaryota, Metazoa, Chordata, Aves, Piciformes, Picidae. The transcript has 14 exons. Bases 11 to 1135 code for a protein of 374 amino acids.
UGCUGGGAAGAUGGCGGCAGCAACAGCGGCGAGUGGCGUGCCGCCGCCGGCCGCACCGGUGUGCGUGCUGGUGCUGGGCAUGGCGGGCUCCGGGAAAACCACCUUCGUGCAGCGCCUCACGGCCCACCUGCACGGGCAGCGCUGUCCGCCGUACGUGAUCAACUUGGAUCCCGCCGUGCAUGACCUGCCCUUUCCUGCCAACAUCGAUAUCAGGGACACUGUGAAGUACAAAGAAGUCAUGAAACAAUAUGGGCUGGGCCCCAAUGGUGGAAUUGUGACCUCUCUCAAUCUCUUUGCUACAAGAUUUGAUCAGGUGAUGAAGUUUAUUGAAAAAAGGCAAAAUGCAUCCAAGUAUGUUAUUAUUGACACACCAGGGCAAAUUGAAGUAUUCACCUGGUCAGCAUCAGGAACCAUCAUAACAGAAGCCUUGGCUUCCUCUUUUCCUUCAGUUGUUGUUUAUGUGAUGGACACCUCUCGCAGUACUAACCCUAUCACCUUUAUGUCCAACAUGCUGUAUGCCUGCAGUAUCCUGUACAAGACAAAACUGCCUUUCAUUGUUGUCAUGAACAAAACUGACAUCAUAGACCACAGUUUUGCAGUGGAGUGGAUGCAGGACUUUGAGACAUUUCAGGAUGCCCUGAAUCAAGAGACAUCCUAUGUCAGUAACCUGACUCGUUCCAUGAGUUUAGUGCUAGAUGAAUUUUACAGUUCACUGAAGGUGGUUGGUGUUUCUGCAGUGCUUGGCACAGGACUGGAUGAUUUUUUUGUUCAGCUUGCUAAAGCAGUAGAUGAAUAUGAGAGGGAGUAUCGUCCAGAAUAUGAGCGCCUGAGGAAGACACUGGAGCAAGCUCAAAAUAAACAAAAGAGGGAGCAGCUGGAACACCUGUGGAAGGACAUGGGCAACGUGUGUGUGCAGGGCAACACCCUUGCAGGAUCUGAUGAUGCUUCUGCAAUGGGUCCCUCUGAGCUGAUCCUAACACGAGGAACUCUUGAUGAAGAAGAAGAAGAAGAGAGAGAGAGUGAUACUGAUGACAUUGACCAUGAAGUUACUGAGGAGAGUCAUGAAGAACCAGCCUUCAGAAACUUUAUGCAAGAGACACGGAUGAAGUACCAGAGAAGCAAACCAAAUGAAUGAGACCUUCAGAAAGAGAGAGGAUUUGGAAUCUCCAGUAAUGGAGUUAAAAGUAAAGGAACUUUCAAGGAACCAUGCAUGAAAUCUUCUACCUGAACAGCUUCCUCUCGUAUAUCUUUCUUCCUGCAGUAAUGGUUGGUCAUUGGAAUUGAAGGUCUUGCAUCCAACUCUCUGUGUUUGGCCAUCUGCCACUGAGACUUCCUGAAGUUGAAGGAGCUGGACAGCACUUUGUUUUGUUCUGUGUGCUUUAGGUGUGCCUGCUGGGAGCUCAGGUUUUGAGCUCUGUCAGCAUUAGCAUCUGGAGUACUUCCUGGUUUCCAAAGUGCAGUCUGUUCACCUUGUGCAGACAGGUGUCUGGUGCAGCCAGGACACAAGUGAAAUCUCAGCUGUGUGAAACUCCAUCAAUCCAGAGUUUGAUGGUUUGGGAUUAAUUAAAUGUAUUUUAUGUACUGACAAAUGUGUGGUGGCUAAUAGCAGGAGAUUUCAUGUCACCGUUCUGAAGUGAGACUUACUUUGUGUGCUUACAGCCCAUCCAUAUGGAUGCUCAGCAAAUACACCUUAAUUACAUGACACAGACACCAUACAGAUGUCUGCUAGAAAGAUUCUGACUAAACAAAUUUCUCAUGAGGGAAAGUUAAAAUAAUUUGAUUGAUUUGGCUGAGAACCAAAACGUGCUGGCUGCAUGUAUCUGUAGGUACUGUAAAAUACCAGUUUCUGUAGAUGGGUGUUCACAGGGAAUGUAGUCAGGAACUUGGAGAUGCAUUGAUACUUUCCUGGCAGGCACCAGAGCUGCAGGAAUUGAGCUCUGGGAAUCCUUGUUUUCUUUCCCUCUACACGAUGCUGUGGCCACACUGGAGAGAUUUUUUCAGUGGGAAUCUAUCAGCAGCCUCUGCUGGCACAAGUCCUGUAGGUUUGUGGAAAAAAACGUUUCUGUGAAUUUCAAAAGUGUAUCUGGCAGGGCAGGGAAACUUGACAAACAGCUGUUGGCUGCCAGCUGUGAUCUGCCCAUGGCUUUGUCAGUGGAGAGAACUGUACAGCAAUUUCAUCUCUAGAUAAACCAGUCUGCUCCUAGUAGGAAGUAUUAGCUGAAACAAAGAUUUUGUAGCAUAAUGGUGAGGGUAGAAUAAUACAUUUGUUGUUAAUCAUAGAGUGGUUUUGGUAGGAAGGGACCUUUAAAAGUUAUUAAGGGUUGCUCAGAGCCCCAUC